GAAAGAGGAGGGUAGAAGAGAGGAAGGGUUGGGGAGAGGCUCUUUUCGCACAGGAUGCCCGUAUCAUUCGUCAAAGGUCAGCGUUUAUUCAUUGUGCUAAGGAAAGUAGUCAUCUUCGAUGGGCCAACAGCGAAUCUUCCCCGAAAGACAAACGGCGACGCUUCGCCGAGAAGCAAACGGCGAACCUUCCCGGUAAGCUUGUCCAAAGCAUUAAAUUUCGAGUUCAAGGGGACUAUCGAUCAUUUCUCUCAUCCCAAAUACCAUGUCCAAGCCAGAAUCUCACAGAUAUCGUGUAGGCUAUGCUCUUGAACCCAAAAAAGUCCGUAGCUUCAUCCUCAAUUCCCUCGUCGAUUACGCGAACCAACGCGGCAUCGAUCUCAUACAGAUCGACCCCACCAGAUCCUUGAUUGAACAGGGCCCUUUCGACUGUAUCAUCCACAAAUUAUACGGCGAAGAUUGGAAGAAACAGUUGGAUGAAUUUUCGGCGGCACACCCAAAAGCGGUCAUAAUAGAUCGCCCCGACUUGAUUGAGCGCCUUCACAAUCGAGAAUCGAUGCUCGAGGUGGUGAAUCAGAUCAAAAUUACCCUGGAAAACGGCACCGUCGGGAUUCCCAAACAGUUGGUCAUCCAGGAAUCGAAAACACUCGACGAUGCCAACGCAAUCGAGGAACUAGGUUUAAAUUUCCCCCUUAUCGCGAAGCCUUUGGACGCUGAUGGAGGCCCUAAUUCCCACAAUCUGUCUUUGGUAUUCGACCAAAGCGGGCUCAAGACAUUGAGUUUUCCUGUGGUUCUUCAAGAAUUUGUGAAUCAUGGAGGCGUUAUAUUCAAAAUUUACGUUGCUGGUCAACGCAUAACUUGCGUCAAACGGAAGUCCCUACCUGAUAUACCAGAGGAGAAGCAGAAAACCAUGACUGGUGCGCUGCCAUUUUCGCGGGUAUCUAAUGCGGCCGUCCAAGGGAACAGCCACAACAAGGAAGAUGAUAUUGCCCAGAAAAACAUUGAGAAAGCCGAAAUGCCACCUGAAAAUUUGAUAGAAGGAUUAGCUAAGGCAUUGAAGGAGGCGAUGGGCCUUAAUCUAUUCAACUUUGAUGUGAUUAGAGACACCAGAGAUCCGACAAGGUAUUUGGUUAUUGAUGUCAAUUACUUUCCGGGAUAUGCAAAAUUGCCAACUUACGAGUCGUUCUUCACCAAUUUUUUGUGUGAUAUUGCACACCUCAAAACUGCUUAGACAAGUCACAGGAUGGAGCUGGGAGCCUAGGAUGACGCAAGUGAGCGGACCGAAAUAAGCUGACCAAGAAUCUGUUGACUUUGAUUUUUAACAAGAUAAUUCUUUUUUGCGGGCGAAUAAGAAAUGUUAAAUAAAAAUGGAAAACCCUCCCAUUUCAAAGGGUUAAAAGCUGUGCAAUAUGCUGAGACAUGCAAGAUUGCACAACAGACGGUUUAUUCUAACGACAGCUGCAGCUGUGUAUUAUUUUGUUGAUUUAUUUCUUACGGGACCUUGUUAGCCUCCCUUG
Molecule: messenger RNA, 1514 nt
Organism: Neltuma alba
Lineage: Eukaryota; Viridiplantae; Streptophyta; Magnoliopsida; Fabales; Fabaceae
Product: inositol-tetrakisphosphate 1-kinase 1-like
Exons: 2
Coding region: 263-1228 (321 amino acids)
Biological process (GO): inositol trisphosphate metabolic process
Cellular component (GO): cytoplasm
Molecular function (GO): inositol-1,3,4-trisphosphate 5-kinase activity; magnesium ion binding; ATP binding
Source: RefSeq, a predicted model, not a curated record